Hydractinia symbiolongicarpus is the source of this 1473-nucleotide messenger RNA. RefSeq lists its product as uncharacterized. Lineage: Eukaryota; Metazoa; Cnidaria; Hydrozoa; Anthoathecata; Hydractiniidae. The coding region runs from base 276 to 1196 and encodes 306 amino acids. The record is from RefSeq and is a predicted model, not a curated record. The transcript is spliced from 3 exons.
AUUUGCUUAAAAAUAAAUGUUUCGAAGAAUAUGCGAGUACAUUCAAAGAAAAAAUAUGAAUUCAGAAUUUGCUAUAGUUAAAAUUUUGAAACGAUAAAAACCAUGAAAAAAAACAAAUUUAUUGCAAUACUCACUGAAAGCGUUCGAAGAAUAUCGAGUUCAUAGCAGAAGAAGACAAAGAAGCACGAGAAAUGUUUUUGAAAAGUCAUUUCUGUUGAAGUUCGAAAAAGUGUAAUUAUAUAAGCGAAAACAUUUAGUGUAAUUAGCAUAAAGAAAUGCGACUCAUAGCUGUAUCAGUAUGCUGCGGCUUAUCUGUUCUCGUGUUCGUAUGUCUCAGUGUGGGUACGUUUACAAACGGCUGGUGGGGUACUAAGAAAGGUGAAAGCGAAAAAAACUACAAAGCAGGCUUGUGGUACCAGUGUAUGCCGAAAUGUAUAACGUAUAAAGAACUGUUUGACGAUAGAGGAAUUAAUAGUCCCGCAGUUUCAAAAGAGACGCGCGACAAAUUCGAAGAUUGGAAGGACGAAUCAAAGAAGAAACUGUACAGCAUUCGCGCAUGCGCGUUAAUUAGCUUAGUCACUUCAUUGUUCACCUUAAUUCUCAUCAGUGCACUUGUUUUCUUGAUAUUGCGACGCACAUCUGUGCAAAUAGCAUGGUGGUUGAAGCUAAUUACUGCUAUGUGCAGUAUAGUUACAACACUGUGUUCUCUGGUCGCUUGUAUCCUAGCAACCGAUGUUGACUCGAUUUAUCAUCACGUGAUAAAACUAAAAGGAUCAUGGUUAUGCAUGAUUAUAGCGUGUGUGACGUCAUUUAUCGUUGAGCUAUGUCUUCUGGUUACAUUUUAUUUAAAAAGCAAGCAACAAGCCGCUGAAUCCAAUCCUUCAACUACACAAUUAUCUACAUUAAAUCCAGUGAGAGGAGACAGGUCUCCUCCAUUUGUGAUACCCACACACCAUACUCCGUAUCAUAUAUAUCCAUAUGCUCAAUAUUAUGCAGACGAAAAGGAUCCGCAAAGUGUAGACAGAUAUUUAACACCAACGGAGGAGAACGCAAACUACAUAAGUAACUUGAGCGACUUCAGUAGUGACCAGUAUGCAGAAUUAUCUCUCGAUAUCGGUGCAGUUGAUGCUAAUAAGUCACUGAGUUACGAAAAUUUGACACACAGUUAUGACCAGAUCCCAACUCCACGCAGUUAAGACGAUAUUUAAAUUCCAAUUUUACCAACCUCGUCCGUAGGGCCUUUUUCCGAGUUUUCUGGAGAGAGUGCCAAAAUUUGUAACAGGCAAAACGCUUACUGAUAAAGAGCAUUAUGGAUUGUAAUGUCGAAAUAUACCACGUAUGCAAGCAAAAAGUCGUUAUUUUCAGAUGUAGCGAGACUUUUAUUUCUAUGACCAAUAAAGUUAUGUAAAUUUUUAAACCAAUCGUGUUAGGAAAGUAUUGAAUAUACAUAAUUGAAUAUACAUUUAAUUAAAA